This is a messenger RNA of Pocillopora meandrina, 1915 nucleotides long. The record is from the annotation of a GenBank genome assembly. Lineage: Eukaryota; Metazoa; Cnidaria; Anthozoa; Scleractinia; Pocilloporidae.
AUGGCUGGUGCGCUCCUCGGCAGGUUUCUGCUUUUGACACAGUUAUGCACUUAUGCAAGAGCGACAAAAUUUUGCCGCGAAUCCCAUGGGAUGACGCAUAACAACGAAGUUUUAAUCGGGCAUUCUUACAAAUCGCUACUAACACGGGGGAUUUUUGGUUGUGGGCAUGAGUGCUUGGCCAGUCUAAAGUGUACAUCCUAUAACUAUCAAACAUCAGCGGUUGGACGAGGCAUCUGCGAGCUUAACGACGGUGAAUUUAGUGGCAAAAGACAUUUGGUAAAGAAACAAGGCUUUGUCUUCGUUCAAGUGAAAUGGAAACAGGUGAGUUAUCUUAGGAAGGUUUUCUGAGUGAUUUUAGCGUACGUUUGCUAAAAAUUCCAUAUUCAGACCCCCAAAAGAUAUCAGAAAUUACUCAACCAUAAGGUAGUUUUGUACUGAAGUGAUAACAUCGAGUUCAGUUUAAUAAUAAGUAAAUGACAAAAAUGAAAAUAAUCAAGUAGAUCGUCAAUAAUUUAAAGGAUGAAGAAAAAACUGAGAUUGUACAAAAUUCUGAUCAGGUUGAUGUAAUAUUCAUAUCCGAGUAGGGCCAGCACUAAUGAAUUCACAGCACGUUUCCAACGUCAGCUAAACGUCAGCCAGUCUAGAAAACCUUUCAUUUCUAUUCUUAAUUUCCUUUCUAAACGCACUCUUGGCCAUUAACAAUAAUUUUCCUCAUUAAAUUGAGGAAGAUUGACAGUUUGCUAGAUUAUAACAACACACGCUUUUGGCAAAAUAAAGAUUUUCUUCAGUUAGAAUAAAAGUCACGUAAAAAUAUUUAGCCUUUUCAUGCGUAUCAGAUGAAACCUGAAGUCAUUUUCAAGGAUGACUGAUAGGAGAGAUCGCGGGCACAGGUUACAUUUUCCUACCUAAAAACAAGAGGUUAUAAUAUCUUAAUGUAUAUGCAUAGGAUAGCCCUGAAAUCCCUUAUGCAAGAACUGUAGUAAAGAAUUAAUGUUAUUGUCUGACCUACAAGAUGAGAACUCAAUUGGAGGAGAUUGAAACAAUUACCUUAUCCCCCAUAAGGCUCUCUAACUUAUGACCCUUCCUACCCCCCCUCCCACUCUUUGGCUGUUAAUUGGUAUUCACAUUUUUUCAGUCCAUACUGUAUACUCUGGUGGUAGCGACUGCUCCACCUCCGUUCCCCUUGAAAAUACGCCUACUCUCCCUUCUCGCCCCGCCGGCGAUUACUAUAGACUAGUGCCUUACAUUUUACUCUUGACGACUUCUCCAGAGACCCAAAAGUUGCUGGGAGGCCUGGAAACAAGGGGCAAGAACAUCGGGAUACUACUUCAUUCAGGGGAGGACGGAGUGUCUCUUUUACGAAAUGUACUGCGACUUCAGUUCAGAACCCGGUUGGGCCUGGACUCUAGUCAUGUCACAGAGCUUGAGCAGAAGGAGCAAAGCUUUUGCGAAGGAUUCAUUCUUACGAGGACCUUUUAAAAACCAGCAGUAUCCAAACUGGGAAAACUACAGAAUUGGCAACAGUCGAAUGAAGAUUGUGCAAGCGCAGUCCAGCCACUGGCGAGUCACAUGUGAUUUCCCAUCUUAUGGUGUCGAUUACAGAGAUUACGUCAGGGUCGCUUUUAAAAAAAUAAAUCCGAUGAGAUACAAGGUCAGUGGGGGAUGCCGAGAAGUGGAAUACAUCAACAUCCGAGGGCAUAACUGUACAAAAUGCACAGCUGGCUGGUGGCAAACAGACACUCAAUUUCUGACGCACUUUAGUGAUAAGGAUAUUUGCCAGUUCGGCAAGACACUGGGUUUCCUUGACAACGAGGCCAACUUCGGCGGCUAUUGGAAGAACAAUGUUAGCUCUGAGUUUCGGUGUUCAUCAGUGAACACGUCCACCACCAAUCAUUGGUUCGGAGGUAAAGUAUAG